UCAUCGAUAAUUCAUUUUGAAGGGCUUGAUGAGUUCUCACGCAUGGGAGAACACAGACUAUUACGGACAAUCGAACUUCAUGCGUCCAGUUUCUCUUAGUGAUUCUCGACUCCUUUUGCACUGCUCCGCAGCAGCAGUUCUCGCGCAGCUCUCUAUCCUGCAAGGAUGAAAUGCAUUGCUUGGAAUUUCGCUUCGGAUGGCAACACCGUCAUCUCGCGCUGUCCGAACUGUUGACUGUAUUACGCUCAGGCGCAUGGGCGUUGAGGCUGCGCGUUUCCAAGAGUGUGGUGUGCGAGUGUCUUGACCUUCGUACCUUCAGGUUUCACGUGAGUGUAGAAGAGAUUCAUGGACGUUCCUCUACGAAGGGUGUUCUUGACUGUCAAGCAUAGCCUAGCUAGCUGCGAGUAAACUGAGCUGAUAGCUUUCAUCUAGUGGCUUCCCUGCCUCCUCGCGCAGGUAGAGAGUGUGUGGGAGGACCGAGGAGCGGGGAAUGGCGCAGGGACGAAGACGUGGCCAAGUUCUACUGCACCAAGCACUCGUGGAGGGCAAGUACAAGAGGGUGUUCUCCAUAGGGACCAAGGCAAUCACUACAUACAACCCCAACACUCAUGAAGUCACCAAUCAGUGGUGUUACAAUGAGUUUGUGGGGAUUGCUCCUAGUCCCAAGGCCAGCAAUGAAUUCAUCAUCACCAUGAAGAAAGGAAGGAAGACUCAGCAGAUGACCUUCUCGACUGAGUUCAGACCUGAGGUCCUCACUCGCACUCUGAUGUUCAGUCCGUUGUUCUGUGAGCAACCUCGAAAUGAAACAGACAAGAGGUUUGAUGCAGCCAAGUUCCACUGGGACGAGGCCAAAGUCAAGGUCCUCCUAGUGGUUCGCAGGUACUGUGUAAGCCAGGUGGACAUCACUGGCCACACUCUCACUGACUACAAGUACAAAGACAUCGAGUACAUGGCAAAGGUUCAGGUUACACUAUACUCUCACUGUGUUAUGUCCCUAACUGAUUGGAGAAUGAGUAGACCAAACAACAGUAGUAUGGGUAGAGUGUGACAGAGUGGAGUGUAGCUUGCUAAGAAAACGUAUGGCAGUGUGGAUUGUAGCUUGCUAAGAAAUUGUAUGGCAGUGUGGAUUGUAGCUUGCUAAGAAAUUGUAAUGGCAGUGUGGAGUGAAUGAUGUUCAGAGUGUACUAUAUAUAGUCAUGUGUAAUGGUGUUCAACAGGUUGCAGAUCAUCCGGGAGCCUUUGUUGUGGCUGCUGGCGGAUUUGGACGACUGCACAUGUUCCUGACAGAGCAGAGAGAUGAUGUCAUGAAAGCCAUAAUCCUUGCCUCUCGCAGCAACAUUGGAUACGAGAUAGCUGUUCACAGAGACCUCAUCACACAACAUGACUUCCUGGAGAGGAGACUCGGCAAGUACAGUGAUGAUGACUCCAUUACGUCACUUACAGAGUUCAAAGUUCAGAAACACACUCCUAGAUACCUGGAGCCGGCUCCGAGGAUCCUGGCCCUCUCAGAGAACUGUAUAAUAGAGAGAGACCCCUCCACUUACAUUGUCGUUACCAUACGACCACUCAGUGAGGUGUUUGCUCUGAUUCGCUACACCAAUGAUCCCCAGAGGUUCAGCAUUGAGUACGUCAAUGGCAUCGUCAGGAAAUACAGUGCUACUGAAAGAGAUGCCCUGCUGUGCAGUAUCCUGGAUGGAGUGAGGGCCAGUGGGAACAGAGACAUCUGUGUGAAGAUGACACGCACCAACCGAGGCCAGAGACUGGGGCCACUCCAUCUGCCUGUGGAGGAGGAGGUGGAGAGCCAGUACCUCAAAUACCUCGUCAACACUCCUCCAUCGGUGCAGUUCCAUGAGGCAGUGGAGAAGUUCAACUCCAACGUGGCUUACAGUGGCCUCAAACAUGCCGUGUCUUCUGAGGGUAUAUUUUCAGAGAACAAGGAGAAGCUCAUCAACGGAUCCCUCACCGCACUGCUGAUGAAGGAAGGAGACCAGAAUUCCCUCCCAAAUGACAGACUAGAAGAACAGUUCCAUGCCCUCAGGAGACUAGUGGCAUCCAAGGCUGGCUACGAGGCCUUCACCUCCCUCACCAAUUUCAGGGAGAUAGUUGGGAAGAAGGUGGUUCGAGCCCUCCGCAGGAAGGACGACGGGAUCAGCCAUGCCUGUGUGGACUUCCUGUGUGCCCUCAUGCAGCCCAUGCACGACAACUACGACCUGAGACAGGAGCAGAUGAACAAGUCCUCUCUCCUCUCCAGCAAACCGUUCCUGGAGAUGGUGCUGGAACCUCUCAAGACACACGUGCAACUUGGUACGGGAGCACUGGUAGUCAGCUCCAUCCUCGAUUUCUUCACAUUUGCUGUCUGUCCUCCCUACAGUGAGACAACUGAAGCAGAGAAGUUUGACAUGGUUUUGGAGCUCAUUUCUGGUCUGGGAAGAACAGUGUUCAAACUCUUUCAGCACCCUUCUCUGGCCAUCGUGGAGGCGGCUGGACUCGUCAUGAAGGCCAUCAUUGAGGAGGGGACGCCAGAGAUGGCAAAGAAGAUGCAGGACCUGGCGCUGGCAGAGGGAGCUCUCCCCCGGCACCUCCACACCUCCCUCUUCACCGCUUCCAGUGACAACAGACUCCUCACUCACAGGUCAGAGGUCAAUUCCUGACCACACCCCUCUAUCGACAUGUGUAAAGCGCAAGCUCACAUUGAAGCCCUGGCUUGUACAGGUUAACCAGCUU
Molecule: messenger RNA, 2724 nt
Organism: Geodia barretti
Lineage: Eukaryota; Metazoa; Porifera; Demospongiae; Tetractinellida; Geodiidae
Source: the annotation of a GenBank genome assembly